This is a messenger RNA of Penicillium bovifimosum, 1500 nucleotides long. RefSeq names its product Iwr1 domain-containing protein. Gene Ontology annotation, cellular component: cytoplasm. Bases 1 to 1500 code for a protein of 499 amino acids. Lineage: Eukaryota; Fungi; Ascomycota; Eurotiomycetes; Eurotiales; Aspergillaceae. The transcript is spliced from 3 exons. The record is from RefSeq and is a predicted model, not a curated record. Gene Ontology annotation, biological process: protein import into nucleus.
AUGGCACUUCCACCAGAGCAAAUUAACAUCAAGCGUCGGCGCGAGGAAGAGCCUGUGGAGACCCUAUUCAUUCAAUCCGCACUCCACCAAACUAAGCGCCGCUUCACCGACUUCGUUUUUCACAGAGUCACCCUGAAAGCUAGCGGGCAGGGAAGCGCCGAUGCAUCUCCAAGCCCACCAACACCGCUAGCUUCGCAGCGCCUCCUGCGCAGCCCACGCUCAGUAAGUAGUCUACAUGUAAACCGCCGAGCACCAGCCUCCUCGACAGGCGUGCCCACGGUGCGGGCCACUUCCCCAGGAGCGGAAUUCCGCGAAGCGCAGCGCAUUGCAGCUGCACGCAAAGACGCCGAGGAAAAGCACCAGCGCGCCGUCUACUCUGGACCUUCCCCAUUCUCAGAGCCGCAUCCCAGCUCUGCGAAGGCUUCUGAUGUCGUCCCCCAACCUGCAACGGGGCUUAGCACCCCGGGAUCAGUAGAAUCAUCCGCUGGCCAUGCACAGGCCCUGCGUCGGUUCCAGAUCUCGCGCGCGAAUCUGGCUUCCAUGAGCGGUCCUGGUGGUGGCGUUCAGAAGCGCCGGGCUGGCGGACCUGCGCCUGGUGUUGCCGUGCUGGUCGAGCAGCUGCAGCAAAACCCGCAUUCACGCAAGGCGUCCAUGGUCUCGGAUCUAGUUGCGGAGGCGCGGUCUCUCUCCAUCAAGCCCAAGGAAGUUGUCCAUGACGCUACACCCCCGUCACCGGUGAAACUGCGUAAACGACCCAUUGUCAACCAGGCUGAGAAACGGUGGCGGGAGGAGCGCAAGGGCGCCAUCUCGGCUGCGAAGCAGAAUAUCUCUGAUACUUUGGAGAAGUCCGCUCGCACACAGCAACCCGGUUGGGAUGACGGGUCCGAACGUCUCGCCCGUGAAUUUGAGCAGAUCGCGCUGGAGCUUGAGCGAGAUCAAGACCGGGAUCAGGAUAUGGGCGUCGAUGCUCCCCCUCCUGCACCUGUCUCAUUGCAGCAUGCUUUCAGCUCGGCUCCGAAACCUCCGUUGAAACACCAGCCGCGCCAGCCAAAGCAACCCAGAGUUGCGCCAGUACCACCGCAGCCUUCGGCGAAGGAUGAACAGGCUGUGGAAGAAGAUGACGAGGACGACUAUGUCUACGAUGUUUACGUUAGGCGUCCGCUCUCAGAGGCUGGGAUGCUGAAGAACCCUCUUGCCGAAUUUGAGUCCGAUCAGCAGCAGAAGGAUAUCGCCAAGGCUCAACCUGGAGUUGGUGUCAUUGUUAUCACGGCUGAGGAUGAGGAGUACUGGGAGCACUUUGUUGAGGAUGACGAGGAGGAGUGGGAUAGUGAGGAUGCGGACUCUAAUGCCGAAAACAACCCUGCCAAUGACUACCCAGAUGAAGAAGACUCGUCGGAUGACGAUGAUGACUUCGACUUUGACGACUCGGCGAGUGAGGAUGGCGGGAUUGGGUAUAUGUCACGCUAUCGUGGGAACGUGGACUCUGAUGAGGAGUACUGA